Naumovozyma dairenensis CBS 421 is the source of this 1716-nucleotide messenger RNA. It is a transcript of the gene BAP3, whose product is annotated as amino acid transporter BAP3. Lineage: Eukaryota; Fungi; Ascomycota; Saccharomycetes; Saccharomycetales; Saccharomycetaceae. The coding region runs from base 1 to 1716 and encodes 571 amino acids. Gene Ontology annotation, biological process: amino acid transmembrane transport. The transcript has a single exon. Gene Ontology annotation, molecular function: amino acid transmembrane transporter activity. Gene Ontology annotation, cellular component: membrane. The record is from RefSeq and is a predicted model, not a curated record.
AUGAAAACUCUCCAAUCUCCAAGAAGUGAUGAUGUUGAAAUAUCAAAAUCAAAUUUAGUACACAGAUUCGUAGAUUCUUUCAGGAGGGCUGAAUCACCAGAGCUGGAGGAAAAUGAUUUAGAAGAUGGAACGAGAUCAAUUGUGACUAAAACUCAUUUAAAAAAAGCCAUGAAGUCAAGGCAUGUUGUCAUGAUGUCGAUUGGGACAGGUAUUGGCACUGGGCUUUUGGUUGCCAAUGCGAAAGGGUUAUAUUUUAGUGGCCCAGCUUCUUUAAUUAUCGGUUACGUGUUGGUCUCAUUCGUUACAUAUUUCAUGAUUCAAGCAGCAGGUGAAAUGGCUGUCGCUUAUCCUACAUUGCCAGGUAGUUUCAACUCAUAUACAUCAACAUUUAUUUCAAAACCAUUUGGGUUUGCUACAGUUUGGCUAUUCUUUAUCCAAUGGUUGACUGUGUUCCCAUUGGAGUUGAUCACUGCAUCAUUAACAGUGAAAUACUGGAAUGACAAGAUUAAUGCUGACGUGUUUAUCAUCAUCUUUUAUGCCUUCUUACUAUUCAUUCAUUUCUUCGGUGUUAAGGCAUAUGGAGAAACAGAAUUUAUUUUUAAUUCCUGUAAAGUGCUCAUGGUUGCAGGAUUUAUCAUCCUAUCUAUUGUAAUCAACUGUGGUGGUGCAGGGACAGACGGUUAUAUAGGUGCUAAAUACUGGCAUGAUCCUGGUUCCUUUGCUGACGGUCCACCUAUAACGAGAUUCAAAGGUGUUUGUUUUAUUUUAGUUAGCGCAUAUUUCUCGUAUGGUGGUGCUGAAUUAUUUUCAUUAUCUGUUAAUGAACAAGAAAAUCCUAGAAAAUCUACUCCUGCCGCUGCUAAGCAAAGUAUCUACCGUAUUUUAAUCAUCUAUCUGGCGACCAUGAUUCUAAUCGGAUUCAAUGUUCCUCACAACAGUGACGAACUGAUGGGAGCUGGGAGUGCUGCUACGCAUGCAUCUCCAUACGUCCUUGCUGCAUCUUUACAUAGUGUUAAAGUUGUACCACAUUUCAUCAAUGCUGUCAUUUUGAUAUCAGUAAUAUCCGUUGCUAACUCUGCAUUAUAUGCUGCACCAAGAUUAAUGUGCUCUUUGGCUGAACAAGGUUAUGCACCUAAAUUCUUAAAUUAUGUCGACAGAGAAGGUAGACCGUUACGUGGAUUGAUUCUUUGCGCACUUUUUGGUGUUAUUGGUUUCGUUUCUGCUUCUUCAAAAGAAGAAGAAGUUUUUACGUGGUUAGCUGCCAUUGCUGGGUUAAGUGAAUUGUUUACAUGGAGUGGCAUUAUGUUGUCUCAUAUUCGUUUCAGACAGGCAAUGAAGUUCAAUGGAAAAUCAACCGAUGAAAUAGGUUUCAAAGCUGUCACAGGAAUAUGGGGUUCUUACUACGGUUGUGCUUUUAAUAUUUUAGUGUUCAUUGCCCAAUUUUGGGUUGCCUUAUCUCCACCUGGUAGCGGUGGUAAAUGUGAUGCGGAAGCAUUCUUUCAAAGUUAUUUAGCUGCACCAAUUUGGCUAGUAUUCUACUUCGGUUACAUGAUAUAUAAAAGAGACUUCACUAUACUUAACCCUCUUGAAAAAAUCGAUUUAGAUUUCCAUAGGCGCAUAUAUGAUCCUGAUUUUAUCAAACAAGAAGACGAAGAAAAUAAAGAAAGGUUAAAGAACUCCUCAAUAUGGGCUAGAAUAUAUCAUUGGUGGUGCUAA